AUGAGCGACGACAACAAAGAUGUGCUGCGCUUUGCAGCCGAGUACGCCGAAAAGAAUGUUGAUCUAUACGACCUCCUCGGCGUCGAUGCCCUCACGGCCAAAGAUGACAUCCGCCGUGCCUGGCGCAGGCGCUCCCUCAUGUACCAUCCUGACAAAGCCGGCGACGACUUUGACCCAGAGAAAUGGGAACUCUUUGAGCGCGCGCGCGAUAUCCUGUCCGAUGACAGCGCCCGCACCACAUAUGAUGCGGCCAUGAAGGCCAAGCUACUUCGGAAGCAGGAGCGCGACGCCAUGGACAAGGAGCGCAAGCGCUUCGCCGACGAUCUCGAGGCCGCCGAGAAUGCCGCGCGCCAGCAACAGCAAGCCAAGCAGCAGCAGGACACGGAGAUGCUGCAAAAGGAGCGCCAGAGGCUGGCCGAGCUGCAGCGCAUGCGAGAUGAGGAGAACGUUCGCCAGGCCGCGGCGGCGCAGGAAAUGGACGACAUGGCGGAGGCGCGCCGCCGACUUAAGGAGCGGAAGGAGGAAAAGGCCAGGCGCAAGGAGGCCAAGGAUCGGGUCAAGGCCAGUCCUCUGUUUAAGAAGCAGGGAAAAGGCCCCGCGAAUGGUGCCAUCGAUGUACCCGGCGACUACCUUGUCGAUAUUGGCGGCGAGAAAAAGAUGUAUUGGGAGCUUGUCUGCGAGAAGCUCAGAGCUCGACAAGCACUGACCGAUAUGAAUAAGAAGGAGGACAUGCCAGAUGAGCAUGAUGUCGUGAUGGAAGGUCUCCAACAGACCAUGUCUACAGCCAAGCAGCGCAUUUACGACGCAGAAAUCGCAUAUCAGCGCCAAACUGCAGCAUCUUGA
Molecule: messenger RNA, 843 nt
Organism: Akanthomyces muscarius
Lineage: Eukaryota; Fungi; Ascomycota; Sordariomycetes; Hypocreales; Cordycipitaceae
Exons: 1
Coding region: 1-843 (280 amino acids)
Biological process (GO): spliceosomal complex disassembly
Cellular component (GO): spliceosomal complex
Source: RefSeq, a predicted model, not a curated record